Molecule: messenger RNA, 315 nt
Organism: Tilletiopsis washingtonensis
Lineage: Eukaryota; Fungi; Basidiomycota; Exobasidiomycetes; Entylomatales
Exons: 2
Coding region: 1-315 (104 amino acids)
Source: RefSeq, a predicted model, not a curated record
AUGUCUGCGCCAAUGGCUGCGCUACCGCUGUUGCCACCGUCAGCCAGCCUCCCUUGCCAUUGUGUGGUGCCUGUCCUCAACAGAGAACUUGAGGUGCGCAUCAGGAUGGCAAAAGCCAAUGCAAGCGCAAAGAGUCUGAAGGACAAUGCCUUGCGCAUGCAAGUGAGCAAUGAUGCAGGAGGACUGAAGUUCCUGGGGGCUCUUGUGCAGCACAAUGCCCUGGUUGCCCAGCCAAGUGGCAACCCCAAAGGCGCCCUGGUCAACUGCGUCACAGAGAAGCUGCCUGUUGAGCGCAGGAUGCAGGCGGGGCAUUGA